AUGAAACUAGUUGGAGUUUAUGCUACAACGUUAGCAGUGCUGGUCUCUGUUGAUGCUUUGGGCAGCUCAGAUGGAGCCAUCGCCAAUAUUAGAAACAAGUUCACCAAGCGUGACUUGUCAGAGUAUGUCAACGAUUACUCUGAUGACCUAGCUCGCAGUUUCUCCAAGAGCAAAGAUGAGUUGAUCAAGGAACUUGAAGAGAAGUGGGAGUCUGCCAAGGAUGCCACUGGCUACAACAACCAAGGGUGGUGGAACACCUGGGGCAGUGACCAGUACCAAUUCCCAUGGCUAGGCGGUGUCGAUUCCGCUAAAUCUAAGGCCAAGAAGAAGUCUUCCGAAUUGAAGAACUGGUUCUUUGACUCCUGGUCUCAGGACUCGCUAAUGAAGUUCUUGGCCAAGUACGACUUGCCCCACGAGGCCAACCAAUCUAAGGACCAAUUGAUCAAGACUAUCAAGGACAACUUUGACACCAUCUCAAAGAAAUUGGAAGUCUCUGGUUACUAUCCAUCCUCCUCAUACUUCGAUGACUGGUCUAACAAGGAUCUACAGGACUGGCUAGACCACUACAAGAUCAAGUAUGAUCAGACCACGGACAAAAGGGACCAAUUGAUGAGCCUAGUUAAGAAGAAUAUCUACAAAGUCUCUGAGGAUGUGGACAACAAGCGCCUUGACCUUUUGAACCAACUCGACCUUGCUAAGCUGGACUUAUUUGACAAGGCAGGUGAGAUCAAGGGCACUGUGUUCGACACCUGGAACUCCGACCAAAUUGAGAACUGGCUGAAGAGCCACGGUGUCUCAGUCAAGGAGAACGCCAAGGAUCAAGCCGACUACUUGAAGAACUUGGCCUCAACGCAUGCCAACUUGUUGAAGGAUGAUGUCGAGUGGUACACCCAGGAGAUGCAGGACACUGCUACACCAUACUUGAAGAAGUCUGCUGACACUGCAUUGCAAUACUCCAAGAGUAGUUUCUGGAAUUUGUUCUCAUUCUUCAAGAGGAAGACUGGCGAGACCGUUGAUGCUGUGAGCCAAUAUGGUAUGGACACUUGGGACAGUGCCAAAUUGAAGGCGUACCUGGACAGCUACAGAGUGAAGUAUGCCAAGGAUGCCACUGAGCAACAACUGCGUGACUUGGCUGUAUCCACCAAGAACAAGUGGUUCAAGAGCCUACCAAAGGAAUACACUGACGACUUUGUUAGCUGGUUAAAGACCAAGAAGAACAACAUCGCCGGCCAAGGCUCCGACACAUACGACUACAUUGUCAACGAGUUGACCAACGUGCAGAAGGGUGCUGCCAACAUGAAGGACGACGUCGCCAACAAGUUCAUGGACUCCUUCCAAGGCUGGUCCACGGACGACUUGACUCAGUACUUGAAGAAAGUUGGUGUGAACGUCAAGCAAGGCAUGUACAGCCAGGACGAGCUCGUUGCCAUGGCCCGCGAGAACACCCAGUGGCUGUUCGGCAAGAUCCAACCUGAACCAUGGUACAAGAGAGCCGCACGCAGAGUCUCCGACACGGCCUCCAUGGUAUACAAUGGUGUGCUACAUUAA
Nakaseomyces glabratus is the source of this 1548-nucleotide messenger RNA. RefSeq names its product double-strand break repair enhancer MSC1 (gene MSC1). NCBI's taxonomy places the organism in Eukaryota, Fungi, Ascomycota, Saccharomycetes, Saccharomycetales, Saccharomycetaceae. The record is from RefSeq and is a predicted model, not a curated record.